AGAAAGAAGCAGAAGCAGAGGAGGAGGAGGAGGAGGAGGAGAAGAACUGUUGCCUGCGGUGGGCAGAAACAGCCUCUCUUUCUCUCUCUUCCACGUGCGCCUUUGGAGACGCGUUGCGCUUCGGUUUGGAGAGGGCAAAACAAGCCUAAAAAGGUGGCCUUGGGUUCUGAUUCGGCCUGGAGAGAAAGAGCUAUCUCUGGCCGCCUUCGGGGCUGCUUCCUGGGCGGCUGAGUCAGUCCUGAGCUUCUAAAAUCAAGGGCUCUUUCCUCCUCUUCUCCUUCUUUGUCGUCUCCUUGGUCUGUUGCAUCUGUUGGCGCGCCAUGCCGCCUCCUGGGUCCCUCUUCCUCGCCUUCUUCCUCCUCUUCCUCUUCUUCCUUCGGGAGGCUUAAGCCCACGACCCCCUUGCCUCGACCCCCGAGGGACCGGAUCCCACCCCAAAAUGCGGCUCAGGAAAGCGCGACCGUGACGCCUGCCCACCCGGAGUCUUGUUUGGUUUUCCUCGCCUUCCUCUCCGAGACGCUGCGGCACUUCAGCGAUGCUUCGCCGGCAAAUCAACCGCUUGUUUGUCGGCGAAGAGAAGCGCGUCGGAACCCGGACUGUCCUCGUCGGCCAUCGCACUUUUUCUGAAACGGAGGCUUACGUUCCCCAGAAAUUCUGCUCAAACCGGAUCGUCUCAUCCAAGUACACCAUCUGGAAUUUCCUUCCAAAGAAUCUCUUUGAACAGUUUCGAAGAAUUGCCAACUUUUACUUCCUUAUCAUCUUCCUUGUACAGGUCAUAGUGGACACACCGACCAGCCCUGUCACAAGUGGGCUUCCGCUUUUCUUUGUCAUUACCGUUACAGCUAUUAAGCAGGGUUACGAGGACUGGCUUCGGCACAGAGCCGACAAGGAAGUGAACAAGGGCAACGUUUUUGUGAUUGAAGGCUCCAAGCUUGUGAAGAAAGAAUGUGAAACAAUCAAGGUUGGCGACAUCGUUGAAGUGUCGUCAGACGAAACCUUUCCCUGCGACCUCAUAUUCCUCGCCUCGAAUACCAAGGACGGCUCUUGUUAUGUCACUACGGCGAGCCUUGAUGGGGAAUCGAAUGUCAAGACCCACUAUACUGUGCAGGAUACUUCCCACCUCUGUACAUGCCAAGCCAUCGGUUGCCUUACCGCCACCAUCGAAUGUGAACAGCCACAACCGGACCUCUACAGGUUUGUGGGCAGAAUUAACAUCUAUAAUGACAACCAAGAACCCAUAGCCAGAGCCCUGGGUCCCGAGAACCUCUUGCUAAAAGGAGCAACGUUAAAAAAUACCCCGAAGAUCUACGGGGUUGCUGUGUAUACUGGAAUGGAAACUAAAAUGGCAUUGAACUACCAAGGCAAAUCUCAGAAACGCUCCGCAGUUGAAAAGUCCAUCAACGCUUUCUUGAUCGUCUACCUGUGCAUCUUGGUGGGCAAGGCGAUCAUAUGCACCGCCCUCAAGUACACCUGGCAAAGCGUUCCAUAUAACAAUGAGCCUUGGUAUAACCAGAGAACCCAGAAGGACAAAGAAACUUUCAAGCUUUUAAAAAUGUUCACCGAUUUCCUGUCCUUCAUGGUGCUGUUCAAUUUCAUCAUCCCCGUCUCCAUGUACGUGACAGUCGAGAUGCAGAAAUUCCUGGGCUCCUUUUUCAUUUCGUGGGACAAAGAAAUGUAUGACAAAACCCGAGAUGAGGGGGCCUUAGUGAAUACCUCCGACCUCAACGAAGAGCUUGGCCAGGUUGAAUAUGUCUUCUCUGAUAAAACGGGGACGUUAACAGAAAACACCAUGGAGUUCAUUGAGUGCAGCAUCGACGGCUUCAAGUACAGCCACGCCUUCUCAGAAGUUGACGGAGGAACUUUCAAAAAAGCAGCUCAGAGCCAAGAGCAGCUGUUCAUGCGCGCUUUGUGCCUCUGCCACACUGUUCAAGUCCAGGAAAGCGACAAAGUUGACUCGGGGAAAUCAAACAUCGACGUGUCGUGCAAUUACGUUGCAGCUUCGCCGGAUGAAAUAGCUUUGCUUCAAGGAGCUCAAAAGUAUGGUUUCACUUUUCUAGGACAAGAAAACAACUUCAUGAAGGUACAGAAUCCAAACAAGCAAAUCGAAAGAUAUGAGCUGCUCAACGUUCUCGAUUUUGAUUGCGUCCGUCGGCGAAUGAGCGUUCUGGUGAAGGCACAAGACCGAAAGCUGUACCUCUUCUGUAAAGGAGCAGAUUCAGCCAUUUUCCCGAGGGUCCCGGUGGCCGAAGCAGAGAAGACCAAAAUACACGUGGAGCGGAAUGCGCUGGAUGGCUAUCGGACACUCUGUGUGGCUUUCAAAGAAAUCUCCCCUGCCGACUACGUGAAAAUUAAUAGCCGGAUUAAGGAAGCGACGAUGGCGUUGCAGGACCGGGAAGCGAAAAUGGCGAAGGUGUUUGAUGAGAUCGAGACGGACAUGCAUUUGAUCGGGUCCACGGCUGUGGAAGACAAGCUCCAAGACAUGGCGGCCGAAACCAUUGAGGCCCUGCACAAGGCGGGCAUGAAGAUCUGGGUGCUGACGGGGGACAAACUGGAGACAGCUCAGGCCACCUGCUAUGCCUGCAGGCUCUUCCAAACCAGCACCGAAUUACUGCAGCUGACGACCAAAAUGGUGGGGGAGGACGACCGCAAGGAGGAUCGCCUCCACGAGCUGCUGGUGGAUUACCACAAAAAGCUGGUGGUUGACAUGCCUCCUGGAAAGAGGACCUGGCUGCUCAGUCAAGAGUACGGCCUGGUCAUUGAUGGGGCCACCCUAUCCCUCAUACUGAACCCUUCCCAAGACUCGCGCUCUGGCCACUACAAGAGCAUCUUCCUCCAGAUAUGCCUGAAAUGCACAGCAGUCCUGUGUUGUCGAAUGGCCCCUCUCCAAAAAGCACAGAUUGUUCGAAUGGUGAAGAACUCGAAGGGCAGCCCCAUAACACUCGCGGUGGGAGAUGGAGCCAACGACGUCAGCAUGAUUUUGGAAGCUCACGUGGGCAUAGGUAUAAAAGGUAAAGAAGGUCGCCAGGCAGCCCGAAACAGCGACUACGCCAUCCCAAAGUUUAAAGACUUGAAAAGAUUGCUGCUGGCACAUGGGCAUUUAUACUACGUGAGGAUCGCUCACCUUGUACAGUAUUUCUUCUACAAGAAUCUUUGCUUCAUUUUCCCCCAAUUUUUGUAUCAGUUCUUCUGUGGUUUUUCACAACAGCCUCUCUAUGAUGCUGCUUACCUUACCAUGUUCAACAUCUGUUUCACCUCCCUGCCGAUUGUGGCCUACAGUCUACUGGAGCAACAUGUCCAUAUUGACACCUUGAUGGCCUUCCCAAAGUUAUAUCUGAAUGUUUCUGACAAUGCCAUGUUGCAGUUGAAGCCUUUCUUAUACUGGACCUUCCUGGGCCUUUUUGAUGGCUGCGUCUUUUUCUUUGGCACUUAUUUCCUUUUUCAAGAUGCUUCUAUACAGGACAAUGGAAAGACGGCAGGAAAUUGGACAUUUGGGACAAUGGUUUUUACCGUCUUGGUCUUCACCGUCACGCUAAAGCUGGCAUUAGACACUCGGUACUGGACGUGGAUGAACCACUUUGUCAUAUGGGGCUCCUUGAUCUUCUAUGUGUUUUUCUCAUUCUUCUGGGGAGGAAUUAUUUGGCCUUUUUUGAAGCAACAACGAAUGUAUCACAUCUUUGCCCAGCUGCUGAGUUCGGCCUCUUCCUGGCUGGCAAUGUUUUGCCUCAUCUUCGUCUCCCUUCUCCCAGAAAUCCUUGCCCUCGUUUUUAGGAACAUGAAGAGAAAAAUAAAGCAGUCAGACUCUCUGGAGUUGCCGAUGCUGGUGUCCUACAAACCUCUGGAGAACGGCUUCACCUCCGAAAUAGGAGUCGCUGCGGAUGGAUUUCCGAAACAUUGUCAUCUCAGGUUACUUCAGAUGCAAAGAAUAUAAGCCCGGCAAGUGGGUCGAGAUCAAUACGGAAGGAAUCAUGCCCACCGAAAAACAGAUGCAAGAUUGUUCCAUUUUUUAAAAACUAAACAAAACACAAUCAUCCAAAACAUUGCUUUGAAUUUUUAAAGAACAGAGCUGGGAAAAGUUGCAUUGUUUGCUAUUUGUUUCCCCGAUUUCAUCACUCGGAAGCAACGGAGGCGGUAUUUUCUUUGGCUGAGAAAAGCUCAGAGCGUGCCACCUUCAUUAGUAUUAUGUGUUCUUUUCUUCUUUUUUUCCCAACCAAAGAUACGGCACAAUUUUUACGUUUCCACGGAUUGCACUCAAAAAGUCUUGUAUACCAUUCCGCGGCUCCGCCAUAUAUUUGAACCAGCUUUUGUUGACAAAUAGAUAUAUUUUCCUCCAUUGGACCUUGAAAAGAUAUGCCUUAUUUGCUUCCUCUUCAGGCAACUCUUUGGAAAUACUCAGGAUCAAACAAAUCCUGGUUCUUUCCUAUUGCAUCCACUUCCAUUGCAAACACUGAAGCCAAUAUGCUUUAUCUUUAUUUGAACAAAAAUCGGGCAAGAUGCACAAAGAUCUCACCUAUUUUUUUAAAAUUCUGUGAUUUUUUUUGUUCCUUCAAACAAAGUGUCACAUCGCUGAAAUAAACAUGUAUUUGUUUUAAGGAGUUGCACAGAACUCUAGAACUUGACCUCCUUCAUCCACACGGAGACGAUUUUAUAUAUUUUGAGAGGAUGCAAAUGGAUAAAUGCUUUGAAAAGUUUAUCCACAAAGCAAAGGGAGUAUCUGCGUUGAUACAUAUAUAUAACAAGCAGUACGAAACCAGUUUCCGUCUUGUGGAAUCCUGGGAUUGAUAGAGACUUCUAAGUUCCUUGCCAAACUAUCAAUCCCAGGAUUCCACAAGACGGAAACUGGUUUCGUACUGCUUGUUAUAUGUAUCAACGCAGAUACUCCCUUUGCUUUGUGGAUAAAGCCAACUUUUCAAAGAAUGUGGCCAUUUGCAUCCUCUCAAAAUAUAUUAUAAAAUCGUCUCCACGUGGAUGAAGGAGGUCAAGUUCUAGAGUUCUGUGCAACUCCUUUAAACAAAUACAUGUUUAUUUCGACGAUGUGGCACUUUGUUUGAAGGAACAAAAAAAAAUCACAGAAUUAAAAAAAAUAGGUGAGAUCUUUGUGCAUCUUGCCCGAUUUUUGUUCGAUUCCCCUACAUUCAAAUAAUUUGUGGUCUGCGGUGUAGAACUUUCCCUGCUGUGGUUUUUCCUCUAAACUUUAGCUCUCAGAGACUUCUAAGUUCCUUGCCAAACUGAGAGCUAAAGUUUAGAGGAAAAACCACAGCAGGAAAAGUUCUACACCGUAGACCACAAAUCCCAGUAUUCUGUAAAAAUGUGCCAUGACAGCGUGGUAUUGAACUGCUAUAACUGUGCAAUGUAGACACUCUCUUGGUUAUGUGGUGUCCAUUCCAUUCUCUGUCUCCUCUUAAAGGGACAAACACACAGCUCUGAAGUGGCAACUUUCACACUUUUCCGAACAUUACCAUUGUUUCAAACGCAUGCACGAUCAAACGGAAAGCAAAAAUAGGAUGCUUCUUACCAGCUCUUCCAAAGCGCAGGGCAUUGCAGCAACGGCCUUAACUUUAUAUUUAGAAGAUGUCUCUGUCUGUUCCUUUUUUUAAACAAGAACUUUUCUGCAUGUGCAACAAAUGCAUGCAUGACCUCAACCGGGCACUUAUCUGUAUGCACAUCGAUUUCCCAGUGUUGGCAUGAACACACAACAGCCGGCAAUGCCGUAGGGAGCCAUUCUUUUUAGACUGACCGUUGUACCAAGGUGCUGCCAAGAGAUUACGAGAAAUCUUUCUCCUCCUUUCAGUAAUAAUAAUGUUACAUUCCAAAUGACGUUUUAUUUCGGAUCAUGAUUCUCAUGCUCCCCUGACCAUAUUGGUUGAGGAUUCUGGGAGCUGCAGUCCAAAAGGCAUGUUUCCCUGUAACGUCCCGUCCCGUCUGCAUGUUUCUCCUUCAUUGGCUUCUACCUUCAAUGGAAACGCUGCUCUAGUGCUUUUAUCUAGACCGAAAAGUCCAAAAAAGUCACCCGAAAAUGGUAACUUUGAUUCAUUUGAGCCACACCUGAACUUAUUUCUACAGGAGAAAAAAAAUGUUCCCUUCUUUCCAUUGUCUUCUAUGUGAUUUUCCCGCUUUAUGUUCAGUUUUGGAGAAAAACAACCCAAUGCAACUGGCAACACCCCGCACUUUCCCAAUUGCUUUUGCGGAGGAAUUUUAACAAUCUCGGCAGAGGAAGAAUAACACACACGGAGACACACAUAGAUGCUUUAACUUGACGUAUUUCUUCUUCACUCUUCAGACCAUUAUUGUUUGCCGAUUCUUGGCAUAUUGUAUCCUCGAUCCCAUUUCGGUGUGGCAAAAACUUCCAACGGACAACUUGGAGAAGUUAUUCGAAUGGACUAAAACUUCAGAACCUCAAGGCCAGGGUUCAUAUUGGUUGGAGGAUUCGUGGCAUUUUGACCCAAAAAGUAACUUUCCAAAGUUUUCCUCAAAACGACAGAAGGAAACCAUUGUGUCCCUCACUCCUUUUCUAAAAAUUGAAAACAGCAGGGAUUUUACUCUGCUUGUUUGCAAAUCCAGAAAAUGAUUUCUGUAAUACAGUGAGGACUUGGAGAAGUUAUUCGAAUGGACUAAAACUUCAGAACCUCAAGGCCAGGGUUCAUAUUGGUUGGAGGAUUUGUGUCAUUUCGACCCAAAAAGUAACUUUCCAAAGUUUUCCUCAAAACCACAGAAGGAAACCAUUGUGUCCUUCACUCCUUUUCUAAAAAUUGAAAACAACAGGGACUUUGAAAAUCCAGAAAAUUAUUUCUGUAAUACAGUGAGGAAUUUAGCAUUGGAGUUCCUUUAAAGAGAGAAAAAGCAGGUGAUUAUUAUUAUUAUUAUUAUUAUUAUUAUUAUUAUUUCACUUUUGGGGAGAUAUGCUGGAAGGGCUCACUAGAAAUCGAAAAUCACGGUCAGAGAAAAACAGUCUAAAAGAACAAGCCUGUUUUCCAUUAUAGUCAUGUACCUAAGGAUUGUAUGGAUUCAAUAAUGAAAAAAAUCCAUGAAUGUUUUGCAGCUUUGCCCUGCCAUCUUCACAGAGACCCGUGUCCAUAUUGUCAAACCUUUGCCUGAAUAAAAUCUGCAGCAGAUCUUAUAGGAAUAAAAUAAAAAUGUAAAUAAGGAGGAGAAGUGGAGGAGGGUGUACAUGAUAAGACAGAUUUCGAGGUGCAUUUUUUUCAGCUUUCUCUACAAACCAGCGGGACGGCAUAACUUGGUUUUUAUCACUGACUGCAAUUUUAUACUUCCAUGUUGCUUUCUAUAACGAUGACAAUGGAAUGUGAAUUUCAACUUUUAUGAAUGCAACUUUUUUUUUCAUUACAGAAAAAAAAAACAGAGUCUCUUUUAGGUUUUGUUUUGAAAUGAUCAAUAAAACUUUGGUAUGUUCUGA
Anolis carolinensis (green anole) is the source of this 7408-nucleotide messenger RNA. RefSeq names its product ATPase phospholipid transporting 11C (gene atp11c). NCBI's taxonomy places the organism in Eukaryota, Metazoa, Chordata, Lepidosauria, Squamata, Anolidae. Gene Ontology annotation, cellular component: endoplasmic reticulum; plasma membrane; recycling endosome. The record is from RefSeq and is a predicted model, not a curated record. Bases 536 to 3928 code for a protein of 1130 amino acids. The transcript is spliced from 29 exons. Gene Ontology annotation, molecular function: ATP hydrolysis activity; ATPase-coupled intramembrane lipid carrier activity; ATP binding. Gene Ontology annotation, biological process: phospholipid translocation.